CACCCUGAAAAAAGUUGGGUUGGUACGCUGAACAGUCGCCGCGCGCGCUCUCUGCAGAACAGAAGACUUGCUAGACCCAUCAACGCCAUUUUCUUUGCAGCAAGAACAACAAGUCCGCGCAAAAAUGGUCACGAAAAGCAGACUCAAGAUGGCCCUUGCGGCCGAGAGGGGUGUGGAUUUCAAAAAGUUCCACGACAAGAAGCAGCGCAAGGAGGCCGAGAAGAAGAAGCAGGUGAAGGGCAAGUCGCAACCCGCAGGCGAAGACCAGGACGAUGAGGAGUGGGAAGAUGACGAGGAGGACGUCGAGGAGGGUGGCGCUCUCGUGGAAGACGACGACGAUGACGAUGAUGACGACGAGGACGACGAGGAAGUUCAAUACGACCUGGCCGCCCUCGACGAGAGCGACAGCGACGAGUCCGAGGUCGAGAUGGAGGAGAAGAUUGCGAGAAAGCCCAAGACCAUUCUCAAGGCAAAGAACGCCAAGCCCGAACCCAAGGCUGCCGGCGAGGACGAGGACGAUGAGGAAGAAGACCCCGAAGAGGAUGAUAUCCCCAUGUCCGAUCUCGAGGACCUCGACGAGGAAGAGAAGGAGGAUCUCGUGCCGCACCAGCGCCUCACCAUUAACAACACAUCAGCCCUCCUCGCCGCCCUCCACCGCAUAUCGAUACCCACAGACAAGUCCGUUGCCUUCGCCACCCACCAGACCGUCGUCAGCAGCGAGCCGACAGCCAGCAUGAUUGAAGACAUACAAGAUGACCUCAAGAGAGAAUUGGCCUUCUACGCGCAGAGCUUGGAGGCCGCCAAGCGCGGCCGUGCUCUGCUCAAGGCCGAGGGUGUCCCCUUUGCCCGCCCGACCGACUACUUUGCCGAGAUGGUCAAAGACGAUGAUCACAUGGGGAAGGUCAAGGCCAAAAUGGUCGAGGAGGCAUCUGCCAAGAAGGCCUCCGCCGAGGCCCGCAAGCAGCGCGAGCUCAAGAAGUUUGGCAAGCAGGUGCAGCAGGCGAAACUGCAAGAGCGCAACAAGGCGAAGAAGGAGACUCUCGAGAAGAUCCAAUCCCUCAAGCGGAAACGGACUGAGAAUAGCGGUGAUGUCGGCGCCACCGAGGCCGACCUCUUUGACGUCGGUGUCGACGCCGAGCUCAACAAGCACAAGUCGCAGCGGGCAUUUUCGCGCGGCAAGGACGGCGACGCGAAGACGCAGCAUGUGCCCAACGCCAAGCGGCAGAAGAAGAAUGAGAAGUAUGGCUUCGGCGGCAAGAAGAAGCACUCCAAGAGCGGCGAUGCCAUCAGCUCCGGCGACAUGAGCGGCUUCAGCGCCAAGCGUAUGAAGACCGGCGCGAAGGGCAAGAUCCCCAAGACCGCCCGCCUCGGCAAGAACCGCAGAAAGGCGGUCGCUGGAAAGAGGUAGUGAGCUUUGAUUGUACAUACACUAUGGUUUCUGUAGACAAAAAUACCAGGCAUCGGCGCUUAAUGUUGCACUGUAUCAUCACUCGCAUGCGUUUCGCAAUCAGUUCCU
Messenger RNA from Microdochium trichocladiopsis, 1516 nucleotides. Its product is annotated as eukaryotic rRNA processing protein EBP2-domain-containing protein. NCBI's taxonomy places the organism in Eukaryota, Fungi, Ascomycota, Sordariomycetes, Xylariales, Microdochiaceae. The transcript has 2 exons. The coding region runs from base 125 to 1408 and encodes 427 amino acids. Gene Ontology annotation, biological process: ribosomal large subunit biogenesis; rRNA processing. The record is from RefSeq and is a predicted model, not a curated record. Gene Ontology annotation, cellular component: nuclear periphery; preribosome, large subunit precursor; nucleolus.